Eriocheir sinensis (Chinese mitten crab) is the source of this 1946-nucleotide messenger RNA. RefSeq names its product hepatitis A virus cellular receptor 1-like. The transcript is spliced from 6 exons. The record is from RefSeq and is a predicted model, not a curated record. Lineage: Eukaryota; Metazoa; Arthropoda; Malacostraca; Decapoda; Varunidae. Bases 212 to 943 code for a protein of 243 amino acids.
UUGCUUCGAGGCGUUCGUGUGUUUUGAACCGUGUUUUGUGCAAUGGCGAUGUGCUGGGAGCCUCAAAUACUGCUGCAGGAGGCGAGGAGUGAUGGGAUGUCUUAGGGGAGAGGAGGAGGAACACGAGUACUGCUAGACGCCAUUGUUGUCAUCUAAGGAGCAAGUUCUUCUCAAGGCUGAUGCGAAGGACAAGUCAUCAAUCCUGUUGGUGAUGUGCCUGGCCCUGGCGGUGACGGGCCGGAGCCACGGCAGCUACCAUGAGGAGCAGCCCUCGCCGCGCCCCCAGCCCCCCGCCCUGCUGCCCUCCUCCCCGCCCUUGCCCGUGCUCGCGUCCCUGCCGCAGCCCCACUCAUUCGUGCAGGCCCGGCGCCUGUGCGGCCCCACCACCGUCUGGCUUGAGGUGACUAACACGCGCAUGGUGCCCUCGGUGACCUUCCACACGGUGACCUCGGCAGUGCACACCACCGUCACCGCCUUCCUGAGCAGCACCGUCCUUAGGCCCUCCACCGCCACCCUCACUGUCACCUCCACGCUCCCGCUGGAGUAUGCCGUCGACCUGAGCACCAAGUUCGCGACCUCGACCAAGUACGUGACCGUCGUGGAGGUGCUCGGCGUGACCCAGUUCGACACCUCCACGACCUCGCUUUUCGUGACGGAGGUGCUGGUGGACUCGGCCUUCGUCACCCACACACGCACGCACGCCGAGUACUCCUCCCUCACCGAGACCGUCACGGAGAACAUCACUGUCACCUCCACGUCUUGGUUAACCGUACAGGAGCUCGUCAGUGUCACUCAGACCAACACCUCCAACGAGUAUGUGACGGAGACCAAGACGAGCCGCUAUGAGGUGACGCACACACUGACGGAGACGAGCUACGAUCAGGCGUGGGUCGUGGUCUCCGUCACCAGCACCCGCCACGCCCUCUCCUGCUACUGGGGCUGAGGGUGAUUGAGGUUGACUGCUGCACCGCCUUCGUCUGCCCUGGAGUGUGGAUAGGGUGUUGCUCCUCCUCUUUUUAUCUUGUUUCCUCUAUUCUUCGUCACCGGCACUCAUCCUCCCCUCCAUCUCCUCCUCUUCCUCUUUCUCCUCCUCUUCUUUUUUUAUGCUUUUUGUUUUUCAUCUUCAUAUCUACUCUUUCUCCUAACUUACUUUUCCUUCUCUACCUUAUCCUCUUCCUCCUCUUCCCCCUUCCUCCACCUCCUCCUCCUCUUCCUCCUCUCCUUGGGCACUUAACCCCUUGGAUGCGAAUUUCCUACAAGAAGACAUUACCAAGUUACAGGAAUGGAACAAAAAGUGGCUGCUCCAAUUUAGUGAAGAAAAAUGUGAGGUCAUGCAUCUUGGGAGGGGAAAUCCAGCAUACCAAUACCACAUGGGAAACACUCCACUACCCACCGCAGAGGCACAGAAAGACCUGGGAGCAUAUGUUACCAGGUUAUCAGUGAAGGCGAAAUCCGUGCCAAUCGCAGCGGACGGGUUAAUAGGGAGAAAAAAAAACCUCUCUGCCCCUGUGUCUGAUUGGUGAGGUUUUGCGUCACGUCCGCCCUUGCCUGCAGCCUGACUCUUCCUACCCUCGGCCUUGUCGGUGAUAGGAUGAAUAACUUACGUAACGCCUCGCCCCUUGCGUAACUUGUCUUAUUCAAUAUUCACGUAUAUUGUGUUGUUUCAUAAUGUUUUUUGUCCUCCCACACAUUUCUGUCUGUUGUUUCUGUCCGUCUUUCAGUCACUGUUUUCAACCUGUUUGUCACUCUGUAUCUAUCUAUCUAUCUAUCAGUCUGUCUAUCUAUCUAUCUGUCAAUCUAUCUAUCUAUCUGUAUAUCCUGUAUGUUCCUCUUCUACGUUUUUGACCUUGAGUUGUCUCCCUUGCUGUAUCUAUCUAUCUUAUUAUCUAUUUUUCUAUCUAUCUAUAUUGGUAUCUCUGUAGAUUGGUGUCACUUGCCCUGUAAAC